AUGGGCUGGUUCAGUGACGACUCAAACCAAGCUCAAGCGUACGAGACAGUGACUCAACGUCCUCAUGAGGCAGAGUGGUCACACGAACUGAUAGGUGGAGCUGCAGCCUACGAGGCUGCCAAGGCCUAUGAGAACCAUGUUGCUCGGAAUGGAGAGCCUGAUAGCCACGCUCAAGCAAAGGAGAUCUUGGCAGGUUUUGUUGGUGCCUUUGUUGAUCGAGAGAUUGAGACGAAGGGAUUGGAUUACGUCGACGCAGAGAAGGCCAAGCGUCAUGGAAGGCAACAUGCAGAAGAGCAGUUGAGCUACAACAACAACCAGGGCUGGAACUAG
Molecule: messenger RNA, 330 nt
Organism: Fusarium venenatum
Lineage: Eukaryota; Fungi; Ascomycota; Sordariomycetes; Hypocreales; Nectriaceae
Source: RefSeq, a predicted model, not a curated record